Molecule: messenger RNA, 4380 nt
Organism: Schistocerca gregaria
Lineage: Eukaryota; Metazoa; Arthropoda; Insecta; Orthoptera; Acrididae
Gene: ClpX
Product: ATP-dependent Clp protease ATP-binding subunit clpX-like, mitochondrial
Exons: 14
Coding region: 296-2383 (695 amino acids)
Biological process (GO): protein catabolic process; proteolysis
Cellular component (GO): mitochondrial matrix
Molecular function (GO): ATP binding; ATP hydrolysis activity; zinc ion binding
Source: RefSeq, a predicted model, not a curated record
CUUCUUUAUAACUUUUCCGCCCGCAUUUAAUUUUUAUCUUUGUAAAUGUCGAUAGUUGUAGCUAUCGAUAACUUUUAUUUAUUGUUAAAUAACCUUCCAUGUUUCAUAAGUUUUCGCAAUGUCGACCGAGUGAGACAUGCGAGGCGCACUCGCCAAAAUUAUUUGUGAUUUUUUUUUUCUUUUUUAACUUCUGGACACUGACAAGUUUAUACUGAUGGAGGGCGACUGUGUACGACCAACGAAAGAACUCUGACGCCCAUAAUUUCCUAAGGCGCCGGUGGUUUCAUCAAGAAAAAUGGGCAGCGUCAGACAUAGCUUAGUAUCCGCCGGCAAGUUGGCCCUCACCCGGAGUUGCAAAAUACAUCACGUACGUACUGGACUGGUGUGCCGGGCGCCGUCCGCGUCGCAGUUGCGCGGCCGCCGGCUGGUGGAGGCGUGCUGCCACGAGCAGCAGCUACAGUCGCGGUCGCGGCUGCCCGUCGCGGCCACCGCUAGCGCUGCCGUCGGCCGCUGCACCAGGCGCAUGCUGCGCCAGCUCUCCUGCCACGCCGGACUUGCUGUCACCAGUGAACAACUGGCCAGGUCUGCCCAGUGUCGCCUCCAACGAUGGCUUUGUUCGUCAGUGGCAGCCUUGCCUCAUCCAGUACUGAGCCGCAAUCUGAUGACAUCCCCUCAGUCGCCGUCAUCCUCCUCUGGACCUGGUAGUGGUGAUACGACUACAGGACCUGGUGCUGGGAGUGGCCCCACCAAACAAUCACCGCCACAGCCACCACCUUCAACUACUGGACAAGGUUCUGGAAAGGGGAAGGAUGGUGGGCAGCUCACUUGCCCCAAGUGUGGAGAUCCUUGCACACAUGUCGAAACUUUUGUCUCCUCAACAAGAUUCGUGAAAUGUGAAAAAUGUCAUCACUUCUUUGUUAUUUUAUCAGAAGUAGAAUCAAAGAAAACUCUGAAGGAAAAUCGUGAAGAAUAUAAAAACGGAUUUUUCAGGAGACCGCCUCCCACACCGAAGAAGAUCUAUGACUAUCUCAACAAGCAUGUGGUAGGCCAAGAGGAUGCAAAGAAAGUUCUCUCUGUGGCUGUGUAUAACCACUACAAGAGGAUUUACAACAACAUACCUCUGACUCAGCAGGUGCAACAAAAUCAGCAACAGCAGCAGCAACAACAGCAGCAAGUGCCACAGCAGUCGUUCACACACAGAGAUUUAAUGCAUAUCUCUGGCAUUGGACACACCUCAUCAUUUGGUGUGGGCUUUCAGCAGCCAAUGUCUCCUGAACCUGUGUCUCGAAGACCCUCCUCAAUGGCUGUAGGAAGUGAGAUUUUAGAUUGUGCCACUCAUGAAUUACGUCUGGAGAAAAGCAAUAUCUUAUUGUUAGGUCCUACUGGAUCAGGAAAGACUUUGUUGGCUCAGACAAUUGCUCAGUGUCUUGAUGUGCCAUUUGCUAUAUGUGACUGCACUACGCUAACACAAGCGGGAUAUGUUGGUGAAGACAUUGAGAGUGUUAUUGCAAAACUCUUACAAGAUGCCAACUAUAGUGUUGAACAUGCUCAAAUGGGCAUUGUGUUUCUUGAUGAAGUGGAUAAGAUAGGGGCUGUUCCUGGAAUACAUCAGUUGAGAGAUGUUGGUGGAGAAGGUGUUCAGCAGGGAAUGCUCAAGAUACUGGAGGGAACCAUAGUAAAUGUCCCAGAGAGAAAUUCGCCUCGUAAAUUACGUGGAGAAACUGUCCAGGUUGACACUACAAAUAUAUUGUUUAUAGCAUCAGGUGCCUAUAAUGGACUUGAUAGAAUUAUAAGUAGGAGAAAGAAUGAAAAGUACCUAGGUUUUGGAGCUCGCAGUUCAGAAUCACCAGGCCGAAGAGCAGCUACACUUGCUGAUCAGGCAAAUCAGAGCAGUGUGUCAUCAGUGGAGGAAGACAAUGCCGAAAAGGAUGCAUUCUUGAGACAAGUGGAAGCACGAGAUCUCAUUGAAUUUGGCAUGAUUCCGGAAUUUGUUGGUCGGUUUCCUGUUCUUGUAGCAUUCCAUUCAUUGAAUCAGGAACUUCUUGUUCGCAUACUUACAGAACCAAAAAAUGCUAUGGUUCCCCAGUACCAAAUGUUAUUCAAUAUGGACAAAGUUGAUCUAACAUUCUCUCCAGAGGCUUUAAAAUCUAUUGCAAAACUAGCCAUGGAGAAGAAAACAGGAGCACGUGGCCUGCGGUGUAUAAUGGAAAAGUUGCUUCUCGACCCAAUGUUUGAAAUACCAGGUUCAGAUGUUCUCAGUGUGCACAUCACAGAGGAUGCUGUCGUUGGAAAGGGUCAUCCCAUAUACAUUCGAGGCAAACCUGUUCAACAAGUGGAGGAAGACCAGUCAGUAGAACUAGAAGCACAUGCUGAGGCAAAGUAGUGACAUGUAAAACACUUAAGAUAAUUUUCCACACAGGACUAAAGUGGUAAAAGGCGGUUAAGUGAGGCAAAACAUUUAAUAUGAUCAUCUGUUUUCAUAGUGCUAAGAGGUUACAACUACAGUGUGCAAAAUUAUCAAGUUUUUAUUGAUAUCUCUGUAAAUAGUAUUGGAAAAUUGGUUGUUAUGUUUAUUGGAUUUUGCUCUUAGUGGUACCUGAAAGUCUGUUAGUUUGUUUGUUUUUCUCCUUGUUUGUGGUUCCUAAGGUGUGAUUGUUAGUGAGGUUCUCAGACUUGAACAUGUUGACAGGAAAUCACAGUUUUUGUGUGGUCCCCAUGAACAUAACUAUUCUUGUAAUAAUAGUUGCUUCAAACUGUGUCUGUUGCUUGUAGCUUUCACAGACUACCUUCAUUUUAGUUGUUAGGAAUCAUAUGUACCACUAUAGAAAAUUCUGUGAUAAACUGUGCUGAAUCAGUUGUGUGUGUACAUGGACACUCUACGUUGUUCAGAUAAGUUUAUGUUCAUCCUUACAAUUGUCUUUGGUGUGAGAGAUUUUGUGUGAGGUUGAGUUGUGAAAUGUGUUUGUAAGAGUAUUUUGCACAGAUUGUUUAGCAGCGAGUUUGUGAUCCAUAACCAUCAAACAUGGCUAUUGUUUCAGAGGAAGUUGACGUGACUUCAGGUACAAUAGUGAUCAUGCAGGCAGUCAUUGAAAGCUCGGACAACAGCUUAAAUUUCAUUUAAAUUUUGUGUGUGUGUGUGUGUGUGUGUGUGUGUGUGUGUGUGUGUGUGUGUGUGUGGGGAGAGAGAGAUGUCGUGUGGGUUUGGGUUAUAUUAACUUCUCAGAUAUGUGGUCCUUGUGGCUUGAAAUGUUUUUACUGAGUAUUACGACAAGAAACUGUUGACAAUAACAGAUAAUUUCAUAGUUUUGAGUCAUUUUAAAGGAAUGGUGCAUAUUUCUUCCUUUGCAAUGUGUGACAUCUCAGUUCUGAACUGAAAAUAUGCUGUUGUUGAAAUAGCUUUUUCAUGUUGUUUUAAAGACAGAAGUGUACACAGACGGAAAAGAGAACUUUGCUCCCACUGUUGAGAAAUGAUGAACUUCAGAAGUUAUGUUAUUUUUGUAAUAAAACUGUUUACUAAAAAUGUGAGUUUUUAACAUUUCCCCUUCUUCCCCCUUUUACAUAUUUUAUUGCAUUUUCCCGUAUGAAACCAAUCUGUAAUAAAACCAGUUAACAAAAUCUCAUGAGUGUACAAUUAUGCAAAUUUCUGAAGACACAGUCAGUUAUCCAUAACCCCUUCCUGUUUUCCUAUUUAUCACUCUGACUGCUUACUGCCCAUGACUUCAUCACAAAUCUUUUGCUUGUGAUGCAGAUUUAGAUUGGGGGGGGGGGGGGGUUGGAGGGGGGGAAGGGAAGGAAUUAGGUGGGAUGGCUGCACACAUUUUUCUACUGACCAAAGAAAAACUCUAGGCAGGCUUUAUUGAAAAUGUCACUUGUUAUCAGUAAAUCAUUCUGUGUGAAUGAUUGGCUGUAUUUUGCUGCAGAUUUAUUCCCUGUGUCUUUUAUAAACACUCUUGUGUAUUUUGUUCAUGACACUUCUGUUGCUGGGCUAAUAAUUUACCUUCUUGCCUAACUUCUUUUCAAAAGAGAAUGAGAGGACUUGGCUUCCCUUUUGCUUUGAGCAAUUACAUUAAGUUGUAGAAGAAGUUGUAUAUAUUUGUGAUUCCUGUAGUAGAUGUUGCUAUUGUUUCCAUUAGUCAGAUUUAUCUCUUUUUUUAUUUUUUUUAUUUAUCUGUUUUUCUAAAUACACUUUGAGUGCUUCAGAGGUGCAUUUGGAUAGAAAACCAAAUCUGAACUAUACCUUGUAGUUAUUGGUUACUGUGGAUUUCUCUCUUGUCCCUAUGUUUAUAGUAAUACUUUUCACACCUCAGUUUAUAUUAUUUGUAAAUCAGCAUUGUAAUAAUUUUGUAAUAUAGUGAGAAAAUGUAUGUCUUAUACAAAUCA